This is a messenger RNA of Penicillium waksmanii, 843 nucleotides long. RefSeq names its product alpha/beta hydrolase. The transcript has a single exon. The coding region runs from base 1 to 843 and encodes 280 amino acids. The record is from RefSeq and is a predicted model, not a curated record. Lineage: Eukaryota; Fungi; Ascomycota; Eurotiomycetes; Eurotiales; Aspergillaceae.
AUGAGCAUUGUUCAGGUGCCAUUUGACAAAAAAUUCCAGAAUAUCGAUAAUACCUGGCAGCUGCCUCUUGAAAACUCCAAACAACGCGGUCACGUUCGGUUCUAUAAUUACACUAGUCCGGGGUCGACUUAUCCCACAAAGAAUGUUCAUGUCGCGGGCGUGUAUCUUCCCCCAGGUUACAACAAAGCACACCAGUAUCCGGUACUCUACUUCCAUCACGGGCGGGGAGGGAAUCACGCCGACUGGUUUAAUCAGGGCCGGCUGCACAACAUCGUGGACAGGCUAAUUGACAGCGGCGAAAUGCCCCCUGUUGUUAUCAUCACCCCGAAUUUAUACAAUUUAGGAUUUGCACCGGAGGACUUUGCCACAAAUUCCACCGACUACCACUACACUACCUACGAUCAAAUCGGUAUCUACGCCUUCGACGCCGCUGUCCGGGAAAACUACUUUAAGUACCUCAUGCCCUGGGUGGAGAAGACUUUCGCUGUUGGAACAUUGCCCGCAAAUCGUAGCUUUGUGGGGCUAUCGAUGGGAGGUGGGCUUGCCACCGAAAUGCUUUACAAUGCCACCGACUACUUCGACGCAUACGGUAUAUUCUCGCAGGUCCCGUUCGUUCCUCCUGUCGCCGCGCUAUCGGUGCCCGCAUUCAAGACCAAGAAGUUGCUAUUGGGCGCAGGUCUGUAUGAUUUUGCCCUCCCGAGCACCCUCAAUGCCGAGUCCCUUUUAGCGCAAGCAGGUGUUAAGAACAUCAUGAGCCAUAUCUCGAUCUGUGGGGGUCAUAGCUGGUGCGUAUGGCAGGAGCUGGCGAGAAUAUUCUUGAAAGAUGUGAAGUUUGCGAAUUAG